UCCGACAUCAUCGACUUCGAGGAGGACCACAUGGAGCACGAGCAGGAGGGCGUGCCAGGAACGGCCGUGGAGGGCGAGUACUCGUGGGUAGCGCCCGACGGGAACGAGUACCACGUCAAGUACGUCGCCGACCGCUUCGGUUACCGCGUCGUCGAGGACAACGUUGUGCCCAGGAUGCGUUAUGACGUGUUUGAAGUCAUUGCAUGGUUCUUUGCAUCUUUAUAUUUUACUGUAGGGUCAUAUUCAUCAGUGGCUUCGUUAAGUUAGUAGUAUAUGAUUUAAAAUGCGGCUCUAUACACUUAUUAACUUGUGUACUCGUAAUUCAUCAAAUAUUUAACGAACAUUACUAUGUAAAUUGA
This is a messenger RNA of Penaeus monodon (black tiger shrimp), 359 nucleotides long. RefSeq names its product cuticle protein CP575-like. Gene Ontology annotation, molecular function: structural constituent of chitin-based larval cuticle. NCBI's taxonomy places the organism in Eukaryota, Metazoa, Arthropoda, Malacostraca, Decapoda, Penaeidae. Gene Ontology annotation, cellular component: chitin-based extracellular matrix. The annotation marks the transcript as partial. The transcript has a single exon. The record is from RefSeq and is a predicted model, not a curated record.